Macroventuria anomochaeta is the source of this 724-nucleotide messenger RNA. RefSeq lists its product as uncharacterized. Bases 73 to 483 code for a protein of 136 amino acids. The record is from RefSeq and is a predicted model, not a curated record. NCBI's taxonomy places the organism in Eukaryota, Fungi, Ascomycota, Dothideomycetes, Pleosporales, Didymellaceae. The transcript has 2 exons.
CAUCGAUGGUCGCUCUACCACUCAUCGCCGCGCUCGACGUGUGUCACUCAGCAGAUUGCUGCUGUCGCGAUCAUGGAUGACUACGAGCUGGAACGAAUUGGCUCAGACAGCCCUGCACAAAGCGUACCAGCAGCACAGCGCAUCUCACCUAGUCGACAAAGGUCCGAUGGCAAUAUCAAAACGACUGCGAAGCGUUCGGAGGAUACUCAGAAGACCGAGACGUCGGACGCAAAUCUCAUAAAAUCUGACGUUAUAGGGCCUGCUGGACAGCCAUGGGACCUGCAGUUGCUGGAGUCGCAGGUUGUGGCAGCGCCAGCGCCAGCGUCGAAGGCAGCCAUGGUGGCUACAACGGAGGAGGAUUGCAAGGAUAAGAAGCUGGACGCCUUCAAUGAGCGCUUUGCUGAUAACUUUGAUGACAUCAAUUGGAGUAAACUGCGCCGUUAUGGUAAGCCUAAACGCAUUCUCAUGGGCAAGAAGAGCUGAGUCUUUAACCACGGCUAUCGCGUCGCGCUGCAGAGGGGUACUGAAGACGCAGAGAAGCCAGAGCGUACCAUUUUUGUGUGCCGCUGGUGCCAUCAAACCACCCUGACAGGCGUCAUUGUCGAGGUGUCGACAGGCACGAGCUCGGCGGCAAAGCACUUGGGUAUGGAUAGGCGCGGCCAUCGUAUAAAGAAGCGGGAAGAAGCUGGUGACGCUGCCGGGUGGCCAAUCGACAAUAACUGAC